This is a messenger RNA of Puntigrus tetrazona (Sumatra barb), 1175 nucleotides long. RefSeq names its product GTPase IMAP family member 9-like. Gene Ontology annotation, molecular function: GTP binding. The coding region runs from base 85 to 870 and encodes 261 amino acids. The transcript has 2 exons. NCBI's taxonomy places the organism in Eukaryota, Metazoa, Chordata, Actinopteri, Cypriniformes, Cyprinidae. The record is from RefSeq and is a predicted model, not a curated record.
AAAGAGAAAGAGAGAACACUGAAAAUUACUGAAGAGAUUCUAGAACCAACUAUACAGCUAUACAUUACAAGGCUUUGUGCAGAAAUGUCUACUAUUACAGGGAAUCUGAGGAUUGUGCUGCUGGGCAAAACUGGAUCAGGAAAGAGUGCUACAGGAAACACAAUUCUGGGUAGAAAUGCAUUUCGUGAAGACUUCAAUCCAGAAUCAGUUACUCAAGAAUGUGAGAUGAGAAACUCAAAAAUAGGUUCAAGGAAUGUCGCCAUAAUUGACACUCCAGGACUGUUUGACACAUGGAUGGGUGAAAAGAAGGAUGUGAAAUCUGAAAUGAUGACUGAAGACAAACUGAAGGCUAAAAUAGCGGAGUGCAUGGCGUUGUCUGCUCCUGGUCCUCACGUGUUCCUGCUGGUCAUCAGACUGGAUCAGAGGUACACAGAUGAAGAGAAGAACGCAGUAAAAUGGGUUCAGAAGAACUUUGGAGAAGAAGCAUCACGCUACGUCUUCACUCUCUUCACUCAUGCCAAAUAUCUGAAGAAUAAAACACUGAAGGAUCAUGUAGAAGAGAAUGAAGAUCUGCGAAACUUUGUUAUUAGCUGCGCCGGCAAAUAUCAUUCAUUAGAAAAUGACCACAGAGCAAAUCGGUCUCAGGUCAAAGAACUACUGGAAAAGAUGGAUAAAAUGGUGGAGAGGAAUGCAGGAAAGUACUACACUCGUUCUGUGUAUACACAUGUCCAGAGAAAAUUAAUCUUUGAAAAAGUAACCAAUGGCUUGUACAGUUUUUCAAGAAAAAUAUUAACAUUCAUAGUCGCAACAAUAGUUGUAAUAGUAGCUAUGGGCAUCUGUAGGCUAUUAGUUCCUACUGCUUGGAAAUGAGUUUGAAAUGAAGGUUGAUGUUAUGAAUGAUUAGAAGCGUGUCACUUUUGUUCAUUUAGGAGAAAUGUUCAAAAAUGUUCCCACCAGAGGCUUUGAAUGAAAAGAAAAUUUUCUAGUACUGCACAAAGAACUUCUUUAUUAGGUCUGAACGAAUUAACAUUUUAAAAAGCUUGAUUGUAUAUUGUUUUUUUUAACAAAGUAACACUCAUUUAUUUGUAUUUCUUAGUGCAUCUGAAUAAAAAGUCUAUUAUUUCAUAAUCGUCUUUGAUAAUGUGUUCUUUGCUCUCAUUGAUUUCAAAACUGGA